AUGUCUACCACUACUUCUUCCACCACCUCAUCCGUGAGCCCAACCAGCACUGCCUGCGGUGGCAGUGUUUGGGAAAUUCCCACGACUGACGCAGCCUGUGCGGCCGUUAUUAGCGGGAACAUGACCGAUGUGAUGGAUGAUUGCUGCAAGAAUGCAAAGGUCUCCAAGUACGAUAACGACUGCGGCAUCUACUGUCUUGCCCAGGGCCAAGAUGUCAACAAGCUCCAGUCCUGCCUCACCAGCAAAAGUGGCAACUACCAGAACGUCUUCUGCAACGCCGCUCUCAAUGCGACCGCUACUGCCACGGCCACCGACUCCAAGUCCACCUCCUCGGGUACGAGCACCAAAUCAUCUACCACCUCGACUUCCACAAACGCUGCUAUUGUGAACCAGCCAAUCUCCAAAUCUGGUGUUGGACUUAUUGCCCUUCUUUUCGGAUCGACUUUGAUGGCUGUUAUUUCUUAA
Molecule: messenger RNA, 465 nt
Organism: Penicillium verrucosum
Lineage: Eukaryota; Fungi; Ascomycota; Eurotiomycetes; Eurotiales; Aspergillaceae
Exons: 1
Coding region: 1-465 (154 amino acids)
Source: RefSeq, a predicted model, not a curated record